Molecule: messenger RNA, 3326 nt
Organism: Pygocentrus nattereri (red-bellied piranha)
Lineage: Eukaryota; Metazoa; Chordata; Actinopteri; Characiformes; Serrasalmidae
Gene: skor1a
Product: SKI family transcriptional corepressor 1a
Exons: 9
Coding region: 293-2563 (756 amino acids)
Biological process (GO): negative regulation of transcription by RNA polymerase II; negative regulation of BMP signaling pathway
Cellular component (GO): nucleus; transcription regulator complex
Molecular function (GO): RNA polymerase II cis-regulatory region sequence-specific DNA binding; SMAD binding; DNA-binding transcription factor activity, RNA polymerase II-specific
Source: RefSeq, a predicted model, not a curated record
UCUGAUAAGAAGUGGCGCGCGCGAGCUCUUGGCCUGCCACGUGCUCACGGGUCUCCCACACACUCUUAUACACACACGCACACACAUACACAUGGAGCGAGCGCUGAGCUCACGGAGAUGCGCGCUGUAGUGUGACACACACGGAGAAGAGGGAGAGAGGGAGAGAGAGAGAGAGGGAAAGAGAGAGAGGGGGAUCAGCAGUUCUGGACUUUUCUGGACGCGUUUUUAAUCAUUUGGAGCAGCCAAAGUCAUCCAGCUCUGCCUUCAGCUCCUCAGACAAAGAUCUCCGCUCAUGGAGUCUCUGAGCUCGCCCCUGCCCGCGGUCCGGGACUCCGGCUCUUCCCCGCGGCCCCCGGCGGAGCUGCAGUCUUUCCCGGGUGGCGGUGGCGGUGGCGCCUCGCUGAAGGCCAACCAGGUGAGCGAGACGUGUCUGUACGGCGUGCCGAUCGUGUCUCUGCUGAUCGACGGCCAGGAGCGCCUGUGCCUGGCGCAGAUCUCCAACACGCUGCUGAAGAACUACAGCUACAACGAGAUCCAUAACCGGCGCGUGGCGCUGGGCAUCACGUGCGUGCAGUGCACGCCGGUGCAACUAGAGAUCCUGAGGCGCGCGGGCGCCAUGCCCGUGUCGUCGCGCCGCUGCGGUAUGAUCACGAAGCGCGAAGCCGAGCGCCUGUGCAAGUCUUUCCUGGGCGCGCACUCGCCGCCCAAACUGCCCGAAAACUUCGCCUUCGACGUGUCGCACGACUGCGCGUGGGGCUGCAGGGGCAGCUUCAUUCCAGCGCGCUACAACAGCUCGCGGGCCAAGUGCAUCAAGUGCGCGCACUGCGGCAUGUACUUCUCGCCCAACAAGUUUAUCUUCCACUCGCACCGCGCGCCCGACUCCAAGUACACGCAGCCGGACGCGGCCAACUUCAACUCUUGGCGCCGCCACCUCAGACUGAGCGACAAGGGCUCGUCGGAGCACGUGUGCCACGCGUGGGAGGACGUCAAGGCCAUGUUUAACGGCGGCAGCAGAAAGAGGACGAUUCCGCUCAGCGGCUCCCAGCCGGCCUCUCCGCUGACGGCGCGCGGGGGCGGAGGCGCUUCCCCGGAGCUCGCGCGCAAAACGCCGCGUUGUAGUGGCGGCAGCGCGGACGACGAGCGCCCCAUCCCGGGCGUGCGCGCACCCUCUUACCCGCUCGUGCCUCUGCCCAGCAAAGGCUUCGGCGCUCUGCACAAGCUGCACGCGCCUUUUUUCCCGCAUCCGUACGGAGGCUUCCCCACGUUCGGCGCGUGCCAGAAGAAGGAGGGCAGCGGCGUUGGCGGCGAAGACGGUGGCGCGAGAGACACGCACAAGGCAGCUACAGCGGCUGCGGCAGCGGCUGCUGCGUUCUGGCCUGGCGCCAAGGAUACGGCGCUUUACCCGGCUUUCCCGGUGUUCUGGCCCGCGGCGGGCGGCCUGCACGUGCCCGCUUAUCCACACCAGCAGGUGCGCGCCAAGGAGCUGGCGGUGGAGACGCGCGAGAAUGAGCGAGGAGGAGUAGGAGUAGCAGUAGCAGUAGGAGUAGGAGGAAGGAGCCCACCUGGAGAGCGUGAGCGCUGGACCGACGAGGACAGGUCCGAGGAGGUGAGGUCGCGCGACAGUCACGUGAGUCACGUGAGUCACGUGAGCCAUGUGUCGGCCUUUAGGCCAGUACUGAGGGACGCGGAGAGCAUCGCCAAGCUGUACGGCCACCGAGAGGCGCGCGCCGCUGGACCCCCGGCCGGUCACCUGUCCCCGGAGCUCGCAAGCUCCAGCUCCAGCUACAGGUCAGUGUCUCCUGAUGUGGACAGCGCGGAGGAGCCGGACGUGGAUGUGGAGUCAAACAGAGCGCCGGAGGAGGAGGAAUCCCACCAGAGCCCACUGGGACAAACCUCGAACCGGGCGGGAGAGGAGGAGCCGCAGAGCAGGAGAGCGAGCAGCCCGGAGCCCAGAGAGCCAGGAUCCACGGAGGAGGACAAGACCGGCCAGGACAGAGACACCCCCGCGUGCGAGGUGUGUGAGAAGGAUGCUGCUGUGUGUUUGAACCCUGCUCCUGUUCCAGCCCCCAGAUACCCCCUCAGCCCACCUCCACCAGCACACGAGUCUCACAGAUCGAGUAAAGGCUCAGUGGAGGAGAGUGAAGGCCAGCAGGUCUGUCAGGAUCAGCUGAAGGAGAGUGGGACGGACGCUGCUCUGCGGACUGACAGCAGAUUUCAGUUCAUCGGGAAAGACAUUGAGAAAAUGGCGAAAGAGGAGCUCCAGAAACAGCUGGUGGAGCAAAUGGAGCUCAGAAAGAAAAUGGAGCGAGAAUUUCAGAGUCUGAAAGAUCAUUUUCAGGAUCAGAUGAAGAGGGAGUUGUCCUACAGAGAGGAGAUGGUGCAGCAGCUGCACAUAGUGCGAGACACUUUGUGCAACGAGUUGGAUCAAGAGAGAAAGGCUCGUUAUGCAAUUCAGCAGAAGCUUAAAGCUCACGACGCUCUACACCACUUCUCCUGUAAGAUGCUCACCCCUCGCCACUGCACGGGGACCUGCACCUUUAAGCCGCCUCUACUACCACCUUAACCAGCACCAUGACUGCUUUAUACAUCCACCAAAACCAAGAGACCUCUCCAAGGAACACCCGCUCAGUCUUAUUCAAAACAAACCUUCCUUAUGAACACAAUGACCUUUCUAAGAACUACAGAUGAGCAAGCUUCUCCAACAAUGAUGGAACAGUAAAUUCUGCUUAAAUGGACAUUUAUCUGGACAUCAAGAUGCUGCAGAAAUCCACAAGCCAGCAAAGUGGAUGCCAGUGGUUGAGAGCAAAAUAGCUGAAUUGUUAUAAAUACAUGUAUCAUAGAAUGAUAAUAUAUGUACAAUAGAAUGAAAUUGUUCAAAGCUGUUUGUUUUUCUUAAGAUGCCACAAACACAUAAGGUGGCAAUGUGCAAUGUGAAUUUCACAAGCUGUAAUUCUUAAAUGUUCAUUAUUUAUGUGUUUUUACAUUCUUUUUGGCUUCAGACUGAUUGACUCACUGACGUGCUCUCUCAGAUGUAUAUGUAUAAGCACUUUAAAUGGGAAAAAAGAUGAGAUCUAUCUAAUCCAAAUUUAAUCUACCUUUAAAUCUCGCAUAUUUAAAUCACUCAUUUUCCCAUCUGGCUGUGUACAGAGUAAGAAUUUUGACCCGAGCACUUAGUCCGUUUUCCCCCAUGAACACAGCUCAGACUUUUGGGAAAUGGCAUUAUUCUCCAUAUAUGUGAUUCCUCUGCUGUGUACUAUGACUUUUGGAGUGUGCUUUCAAGAUUUAAAUGAUCUCCUUCUUCAUUAUUCAAUAAAAGUUCCAUUUGA